This is a messenger RNA of Leptonychotes weddellii (Weddell seal), 1757 nucleotides long. RefSeq names its product major allergen I polypeptide chain 2-like. The record is from RefSeq and is a predicted model, not a curated record. NCBI's taxonomy places the organism in Eukaryota, Metazoa, Chordata, Mammalia, Carnivora, Phocidae.
ACCUGAGCCGAAGGCAGACGCUUAACCAUCUGAGCCACCCAGGUGCCCCUAGUCCUGAUCAUUUGAUUAAUGUUGGGUUUGCUAAGUUUCUGCAUGGUUUUCCCCUUUCUGGACUCUUUGGAAUUGAGUUGCUAAGUCUAGCCCACUCACCAGGAGGACAGGGCAAUAAGCUCCACUUCCUGAAGACAGUAUCUAUGUGUAUUAUUUGGAAUGCUUCUGUGAGGCAUUUCUGUCUCUUCUCUUCAUUUUCUUAUUUAUUAAAUCAUUUAUUUACAUCAGUAUGGACUCACAGAUACAAUUUUAUGCUUUGGGUUAUCAUCUAACACUAUGUCAUUUCUUUUGUUGCUUAAAUUGUUCCAGAUUUGGCCACUGGGAGCUUCCUUCUAGAAUUUUCAUGGACUGUCUCAUCUUGUUUGUGCCAAUAAACCACUUUUCUAGAGUAGAAGGUUGAGUGUAACUCUUGAAGGAUUUUAAGGCGACGGAGUGCCUCCUCUGGUUGACCUCGCACUCUGGUCUGUAGAGCUCAAGCUCCCAGGGGACACGGGCGACACACUGUACAACUCCUCAGCUACUCACUGAUGUUUCUGGAUGGGCUAUUAAGUCCAAGCUCCUCUUGGGACCAGGUUCACUGAUGGAGGGGGGCGAGUCAGGGCCAAGGCUGGACCCACUGGGAGUCCAGAAGGUGCCCAGGAAUUUGCAGGGCUGAGAAGGAAGCAGGUGACAUGAUCCUACAUUGGAGCGUUAUUGGAGUCCUGAGACUUCCCUGGUAGGGCAUGCUUCAGGGCCCAAGGAUGGUGUCCACCCAUCCUUGGGGGCUCAAUCCAGAGACUGCAGCAGUUAAGGUGUUCAAGAGGCUCUAGUUGGGCCCAGCACCCCAUACUUAUCUCCAGGACUUAAACUUAGGCCCAGGAAAGGCUGGAUGAUCUUUUGUCAACCUGUAGUGGUAUAGACUUGUCCUUGACCCCUCCUGUGAUUGGGAGAGUACUGCACUUGGAGCCAGGAUAGGUUGGGGGUAAGGAGUAGCAGGAAACAGCGGUCACAGUUGGGGCUGGGACAACAGAGCAGUUGGCUCAGGGUGAAGUCACUUAGAAAUGUGAGCUCCAGUUGGUCUUUGGCGAAGGAAAACCACAUCCUCUCCAGAAGGCUUUCAGCCCAAGGGCUGAAGGAGCCACAUGUGCCAGGUCCCUGCCCACAAGCCUUUGGAGCUCCUAAAAGGGGUGUGGGCGAGACUCAGGGAGCUGGUAGUUUAAAAAGCAGCAGAAACGUUGCACUGAGCAGAACAUUCUGGUGGUUGGCACUAUGAAGGGGACACUGCUUGUGCUGGCCUUGCUGGUGACCCAAGAGCUGGGCAUCGAGAUGGUGAAAUCUUGCCCUAUUUUUUAUGUGAUCUUUGGUGCCGUGGCCAUUGGAGAGAAGUUAACGCUGGACGCCAGCCUUGAUCUGGUCAAUGCCACUGAACCAGAAAAAGCAGCCAUGGAAAAAAUCCAGGAUUGCUACAAUGAGAAGGGACUCAAAGCCAAGGCCUUGGAUCUGACUGUCAUGGCUACCAUCACCACCAGCAAGCAGUGCAUCUCUGAAGCUGUGGUCCCAUUGAAGAAUGUCGUGACCUCGUUGGGGAGAUGAAUCUUUGCCCCAGAUGCCUGAUCUGAGCUCUGUCCUCCUGCUCUGUUCUUCACACCUGAAGCUGGAAUCCCCAUACCUGUCCUCACCUCCUUCAGUCUCUAUCAGGCUGGCUGUAAUAAAAUAACUGCAGCUUA